This is a messenger RNA of Zea mays, 1068 nucleotides long. RefSeq names its product Histidine-containing phosphotransfer protein 4. Gene Ontology annotation, molecular function: histidine phosphotransfer kinase activity; protein histidine kinase binding. The coding region runs from base 380 to 826 and encodes 148 amino acids. Gene Ontology annotation, cellular component: cytoplasm; nucleus. The transcript has 6 exons. NCBI's taxonomy places the organism in Eukaryota, Viridiplantae, Streptophyta, Magnoliopsida, Poales, Poaceae. Gene Ontology annotation, biological process: phosphorylation; phosphorelay signal transduction system; cytokinin-activated signaling pathway. The record is from RefSeq and is a predicted model, not a curated record.
GAUAUUUUGAAGUUCCUCGCUGUUUACACCGUAGCCACACAGAAACCUUAGGUUGCAGAGAAAUCUUCUAUUAGGUUUAUCAAGUAAAGAACUCAGAGCGCAACUUGCCGCAAUUUGUACUUGAGCUAUCUAGCUUCCAACAGUUUCAAGGGAAAGAAAAGAAAAAAAAGAAAGAAAGAAAAGUUCUCCGUCUUUUUGUUAUGCUUUAUUCACAGGAGGACAUUAUCAAUGUAGAAUAAAGAUUUUGCAUGUUUUUAAAAUUGUCCUGUUUCCCUCUAUAUAUAGACCCUUGCUCAUUUCGUGUCUCGGCGUGCUCAUCUGAGUCCUCUGUAGUAGUCUGUACUUGCCUGCACUCUGCACUCUGACUGAGCUAGCCGACAUGGACUUGCGGCGCCAGACCAUCUCCAUGAAGAAAAGCCUCUUCGAUCAGGGUUACCUGGAUGAACAGUUCAGUCAGCUGGAAGAGCUGCAGGAUGAUUCAAGCCCCAAUUUUGUCGAGGAAGUUGUGGCUUUGUUCUUCAAGGAUUCAUCAAGAUUGAUGGCGAACAUAGAGCAAGCACUUGAGAAGUACCCUCUGGAUUUCUACAGGCUGGAUUCUCUGGUGCACCAGUUCAAAGGCAGUGGAUCAAGCAUUGGUGCACUGAGGAUGAAGAAUGAGUGCUCCAUGCUGAAGGCCCACUGCAACGGCAGGAAUCUGGAAGGAUGCCGCCGGUCGCUCCAGAAGAUGAAGCGGGAGCAUGCCACUCUGAAGCAGAAGCUGGAGACGUAUUUUCAGUUGCUGAGGCAAGUCGGUCCUCCAGAACGCGCGGUGAACUCAUGGAAGUAACAAGAGUAGCUAAGCAUGGGAGGCAGUUCCAAGGGAAACAAGAGGGUGGGCUACUACCUCUGCUCCAUUGGAAGAGUAUCGUAUACUCCUCGAAGUUUUGCUCAGUUACUUACUGCUGGUGUGCCGGCCCUUUUCUUUGCUGCUCAUAUGGGGGAUGUGUCUGUCUCUGGUGUGGUUUCUGUACCGUCUACUCUGAAAUGUGCAAUGGUAUCAUCAAUAUAUUUGGUCGAAUUUUGUCGUAA